GCCUCCCGCAGCGGCGGCGGCGGCGGCGGAGCGGGCCAUGGCCGCGGCGGGCAGCGGCGUGGCGGCGGCGGCGGCGGAGGCGGGGGCGGCGUUCAGCACCGCGAACAGCGGCCGGGUGAACGGGCUGAGCCGCCCGCCCGGCGCCAUCGCCAUGAAGGAUCACGACGCCAUCAAGCUCUUCGUGGGGCAGAUCCCGCGUAACCUGGAGGAGAGCGACCUCAAGCCGCUCUUCGAGGAGUUCGGCCGCAUCUACGAGCUCACCGUCCUCAAGGAUCGCUUCACCGGCAUGCACAAAGGCUGUGCCUUCCUCACCUACUGCGCCCGUGACUCAGCCCUGAAGGCACAGAGCGCCCUGCAUGAGCAGAAGACGCUGCCUGGGAUGAACCGCCCCAUCCAGGUGAAGCCGGCCGACAGCGAGGGCCGAGGAGAAGACAGGAAGCUCUUUGUGGGCAUGCUGGGGAAGCAGCAGAGUGAGGAUGAUGUCCGGCGCCUCUUUGAGCCCUUUGGCCAGAUUGAGGAAUGCACCAUCCUCCGAGGGCCUGACGGAGCCAGCAAAGGUUGUGCCUUUGUGAAAUACGGCAGCCACGCUGAGGCACAGGCUGCCAUCAACAGCCUGCACGGCAGCCAAACCAUGCCGGGUGCCUCGUCCAGCCUGGUGGUGAAGUUUGCGGACACAGAUAAGGAGAGGACCCUGCGGCGGAUGCAUCAGAUGGCAGGACAGCUGGGCAUCUUCAACCCCAUGACCAUUCAGUUUGGCGCCUACGGGGCCUAUACGCAAGCGAUCAUGCAGCAGCAGGCGGCCCUGAUGGCAGCUGCGCAGGGGACCUGCCUGAACCCCAUGGCUGCCAUUGCCGCUGCCCAGAUGCAGCAGAUGGCUGCCUUCAAUGUCAGUGGGCUGGUGGCUGCCCCCCUCACCCCCUCUUCAGGUACAAGCACGCCCCCCGGCAUCAGCACGGCACCCGUGCCCAGCAUCGCCACGCCGAUCGGGGUGAACGGCUUCAGCCCACUGCCACCGCAGACCAACGGGCAGCCCACCUCGGAGACCAUCUACACCAAUGGCAUCCACCCCUACCCAGCUCAAAGCCCCACCGUGGCAGAUCCCCUCCAGCAAGCCUACGCAGGCAUGCAGCACUAUGCAGCAGCGUAUCCCACUGCCUACGCACCCAUCAGCCAAGCCUUUCCCCAGCAAGCGCCCAUCAUCCCGCAGCAGCAGCGAGAAGGUCCUGAAGGCUGUAACCUGUUUAUUUAUCACCUGCCCCAGGAGUUCGGGGAUGCGGAGCUCACGCAGAUGUUCUUGCCUUUCGGCAAUGUCAUCUCUGCCAAAGUCUUUGUGGACCGUGCCACCAACCAGAGUAAAUGCUUUGGUUUUGUCAGUUUUGACAAUCCGACAAGCGCUCAGGCGGCCAUUCAGGCCAUGAAUGGCUUCCAGAUCGGCAUGAAGAGGCUAAAAGUCCAGCUAAAGCGGCCAAAAGAUGCCAACAGACCCUACUGACCCCUGCUCACCCUGCCCCUACGGAGAGGUCGGGCGUCCCGCGGUGUCUGACGACUUUCCCCUUCCCCAAGUGCAGUAUCCAAACCUGUAACUCUCUUUCUUUGCAACACAUCCCGGAGGAGGAGGAAGAGGAGGAAGUAGAGGAGGAGGUGAUGGAGA
Messenger RNA from Falco peregrinus (peregrine falcon), 1651 nucleotides. It is a transcript of the gene CELF6, whose product is annotated as CUGBP Elav-like family member 6. The transcript has 13 exons. The coding region runs from base 38 to 1492 and encodes 484 amino acids. Gene Ontology annotation, cellular component: nucleus; cytoplasm; ribonucleoprotein complex. NCBI's taxonomy places the organism in Eukaryota, Metazoa, Chordata, Aves, Falconiformes, Falconidae. Gene Ontology annotation, biological process: mRNA splice site recognition; regulation of alternative mRNA splicing, via spliceosome. The record is from RefSeq and is a predicted model, not a curated record. Gene Ontology annotation, molecular function: mRNA binding.